Molecule: messenger RNA, 3036 nt
Organism: Anneissia japonica
Lineage: Eukaryota; Metazoa; Echinodermata; Crinoidea; Comatulida; Comatulidae
Product: major facilitator superfamily domain-containing protein 6-like
Exons: 7
Coding region: 164-1939 (591 amino acids)
Cellular component (GO): plasma membrane
Source: RefSeq, a predicted model, not a curated record
AUUGUGAGAGGUUGCAGCGGAUCGUAACAGACACAUAAUCUGUUGAUUCUAUUAUUGUUAAUAUAACAGGUGUAACUGAUGAUUACCAAAGAUUUAGCAAUAGCGAUUUAUCGGAAUAGUAGGCCUAGCUGCAUCAGUUCCAUAACGUGGGAAAAGUUGCGGUAUGAAUAUGGGAGCAACAUCAAGUUCAGAUACUUCUACUGCGGCAACAUCAAGCUCAGAUACUUCUAUUGCGGCAACAUCAAGUUCAGAUACUUCUACUGCGGCAACAUCAAGUUCAGAUACUUCUACUGCGGCAACAUCAAGCUCAGAUACUUCUACUGCGAGUACGUCACAAAAACAUUCACCUGCACAUGGUGUAAUGAGAACUUGGAGAACUUUAACAGAAAAUAUAGCUAUAAGACUUAUAACAUUGUUGGUUUAUAGCGCAAUUGGUUGUGUAAUACCGUAUAUCGCUUUGUAUCUCAGACAGCUAGGCCUAAAUGCCUUCCAAUUAGGUGUUCUCUUUACCAUUAGGCCCGUUCUCGGAGUGUUCUGUACGCCAAUUUGGGGAUAUAUUGCAGAUCGUUUUAAGAUCUGGCGAAUAAUUUUCAUAUUGUCCAUUAUUGGCUCGAUGUCUUUUGGCACUUCUUUGAUAUUUAUACCGACUGCAGAAAGAGUGCCUUGUAAUUAUGCUAUUCAAACGUUGGCAUCAUCUCUCGGAUUCCCACCUUAUGAAAAUAAUAAUUCAUCAAUUAUUAAUAACCAAUCGACAAUCACUGAUGAGGAAUAUUUAAGCGAGUUAAAAGAAACGAUGAUCAAAAAACGUGAGCAGGAGAGUAAAACAUGGCUAUAUACUCAACACAGUUUAACAAUCAUGUUUUUAGAAAUUGUAUUUAUGUUAUUUUUGUAUGAAACGUUUUUCGCUGCAAAUUUGGCAUUUGUGGAUGUGUCGAUUUUGUGUGAAUUAGAUGAAGAACACGAAUCCUACAGCAAGUUUCGCUCCUUCGGGUCACUAGGGUGGAUAAUCGGGUGUCUACUAAGUGCUGGCCUACUGCAGGUUUACAGAACAACUGUUACAUAUUGCGGUAUGGAUUUCGUCGUCACGGACUAUACAAUUGCAUUCCUAAUGAUGGGAGGCUGUUACCUCAUCUCUCUGCCAAUAGCAUGCUCUAUUACUUUUGAGAACAUAUCAAACGAUGUCGAAUACCAUGUCAAGAAGUUUAUGAAGCUUCUGUUGUCACCAGCGCAUAUAACUGUUUAUGUGAUUGGAAUUUUUGUUGGAACAUGUAAUGGUUUUGUUUGGUACUUUCUCAACUAUCAUCUUGAAAACCUAGGUGCAACUCAACUGUUAAUGGGGAUAGCAACGACAGUUGGAGCUCUCUCCGAGAUAGUUUGGGGUUUAUUUUUCCAGAAGAAAGCUAUUGAGCGAUUAGGCCAUACACAAAUACUGGUCAUUGCAUUAGCCUUGUAUUGCAUUCGAUUUCUAAUCUAUGCUGUACUACAAAAUCCUAUUUGGAUUCUCCCGGUUGAGAUUAUUCAGGGAGCGUCAUAUUUUGCCGUAUGGAACACACUCGUUUCCUACACAGUGCACUCAUUCCCAUCCCAGUUUCUCGCAACCAGUAUUUCGUUUCUUAAUGCAAUAUUCCAGAAUCUUGGAGUAGGAAUCGGAACAUUCCUGAGUGGCUGUCUAAUCUACCGAUUCGAUGCAGCUACAACUUGCUACAUCUAUUGCGCGGCAUCCCUCUGUUUUCUUGUAUUGUUUAUCAUCGUACGACGAGUAUUUGCUAAUAUGGAGCCAGAAUUUGAGUCAAUGAAUUUGAUUUCAAAGCAGGAAGAGGAAAAGAGAAAGACUAGCGAAAGUGAGCAAAGCGUACCUGCUAGUGCACCACCAGCGCCAGGUGUAGCACCAGCUCCUUUUCGCAGAAAAUCAUACAGUUCCAUCGACGACAGUUCAUAGUAUGAUAAGUCAACCCCACCUACUAUACAUAAGUGUUUAUAUAGUAAAAAUAUAUAAUAAUUAUAUAUAUCAAACAUCCUUGCCACAUAGCAAUACAGGCCUAGACAACACUAAAGGAACAAUAUAUUAUAAUUUUCUAAAUAAUGUAUUUUAUUGUUUAGUAUAUUAUAAAUGAUAUUUGUUUGAAUGUCAUCAACAUUAUCUGUAUAAUCAGGUGAAAAGCUUCAGUGGAUGUAUUGAUCUAAAUAAUACGGUAACUCAACAUAAUUGUUUAUUAACUUCAGCUACAAAUCUGCUGGGGCGGAUGCUGGGGGGGGGUGCAAGCGGUGUGAUCGCGCACCCCCCCCCCCGGCCCUUGUAUUUAUAUCAUUAUGAACAUACUACUGAAUAAAUUUGAGAGUGCAGUUUCCUGGCACUAUGAUAUCCUCAAAAUUGUCGCACCUCAGCUUCAACCAUGGUGGUGUGGACUCUCACGCGACGCCCUACCGCUAAAUCCUGCAUCCGCCCCAUACCUGCAAAAUGCUGUUAAACGCAGCACCAGAAAUAUCGGCAUCAUUAUAUCAUCAGGGGUGGUGCCAGUGGAGGGGGUACAGUGCCCCAGUUGGGAAGAGCUCCCCCCCCCCCUCGUCGGGGAGAAAACUUCAGUUCGUCGGGGAGAAUAUAUGUAUAUGUAUUUUCUAAAUAAAUUAUUAGUAUACUCCUAAAGAUUAAAUAAGUAUUUGAAACCCCUAAAUUGUGCUUUUUUGGGGCUUCCCCUCCAUGGAAUGCUUUUGAGAGAUUUUGAGCGACCCCCGCCCCCACCGUGGGGGACUCGGGCCCCCACUUCUGGAAAAUCAUGGCGCCACCACUGAUCAUCAUCAACAAUUCAUAAUUAAUUGUACGAAGUCCCACUGUGUAAAAGAUAAUUAAGUUCCCAUUCCAGCAUCCUUCGACGUCUACCCACUAUUUUACAUCCGAAAAGGCGCCGCCAACGUCUAAUCAAGUUGAGUACUGUAUUUCCAAAUAUUAAAAUUCUUAUGGUGUACGUUCUAUAUUUCUCUAGAAUUGGCAAAAUUAUCUUUGAAUUUAAAUAAUAAAAACUGUUCUAUACAAUUGUA